Sinocyclocheilus anshuiensis is the source of this 1264-nucleotide messenger RNA. RefSeq lists its product as uncharacterized. The transcript is spliced from 9 exons. NCBI's taxonomy places the organism in Eukaryota, Metazoa, Chordata, Actinopteri, Cypriniformes, Cyprinidae. The record is from RefSeq and is a predicted model, not a curated record. Gene Ontology annotation, molecular function: nucleic acid binding. The coding region runs from base 77 to 1201 and encodes 374 amino acids.
CACGAUUUGUACUGCGCAUGCGCGAAAUUGCUUCCACUUCCUGUCACCGCCAACGUUUUUACGACAGUCUAGCGAUAUGGAUUCUUUUGCAUUCUAUGUACAGGUUCAAGAAUUUCUCUUAAAAGGAGAAAUUCCUGACAAUUCUGCAAAUCGUCGGAAGGUUAGACGGGCGUCGACAAAUUUUAUCAUCAAAGAUGACAGACUCUUCUACGUCGGCCCCAGUAGGCAGUACAUCCGGCUAGUUGUCCUGUCAGAGGAAGAGAAGAGGUCUGUUCUUACGGAGUGCCACAAUAACCCUGGGACUGGCAAUCACAGUGGCGUCAGAGGCACUCAAAACAGGGUUAUUGCUGGCUACUAUUGGUCUACAAUUAUCCAGGAUGUGAAAGAAUGGGUCAGAUCCUGUCACCGCUGCCAGUUGAAUGACCCCAUCAAGACUGUUGUGCCAGUCUUGCAUUCUAUUAAGGUAAAAGAACCUUGGGAGGUGCUUGGUUUGGAUUUGAUUGGACCACUGCCAGAAACUGCACACAACAACAAGUAUGUCCUUACCAUGACUGACCUGUACACCAAGUGGGUGAUUGCGGAACCUAUGCAAUCUAAGACGGCAGCUGAGGGUUUUCCUCAACAGUGUACAGGGAAUUCCUGUGGCAUCUACAUGCUGAUGUAUGCUCUCAGCACCUGUACAUCAUGCCCACUAACAUUCACAGAGGAGGAGGUGCCAUUGAUUCGCCAGUGGUGGUGCAUUCAGUUGAUGGAGAGGUUUUGCCUUGAAGGGCAUGGACAGAGAUUUGCACACUGGACAGAAGAAGCAUCCCAACUCCUUCAGGGAACCCUUGAGCCUGUCUUUAGGGUGUCAAAAUCCACCACCACCAAACAGUCACCCAGCAGAAGAGUUGGGGUUGAAGAGGACACUGAUAAGGUGCAACAGCCUAGCAUUGUGAGAGACCUUCAUACAGCUUGGUACUGGGUAAACAAUCACAGAGACUUAUUCCAUGGAGAGGUGACAGAGCCUGCUUUUCUGCAGAUGAACAGUGAAAGUCAACAAAAUGCACUCAGGAAGGCCCUGGGGAGUGAAUUCCCUGAAGCAAAGGAUGACUUUUUGUUCAUAUUUCCGUCUCAAGAUGACAUGGAAACAUUUUUGUCAUACUGUGUUGAUAAACAAGGCCUGAAGGUCAAUGCCAUGUUCCUCAAUCAGCAGUUGUAGUAGAUGAGGGAGGGAGGGAAUGAAUGAAUGAAUUCAUUCAUGAAUAAAUAAUUUGAAAAAAAA